CUGAUUUUCUUGACGCUGGUUUGAGUCCAGUCCAGCUCGCCUGCAUUCCUCCUCUCUCUAAAGCCUGACCGAUAGAGACAGAGAAAGAAAGGGGGGAGAAACACCGAUUAUUAUUCUCAACCGUGUUGGAUUUUUAAGAGCCACGGAGUCGACACACACCGGACACACCGACCAGACCACGCCACGAAAAAAUAACCACGGCAAGCCUGCUCCAUUUGGACCUAGCAUACCGACAAAAAGGCGUGUUUUUCUUACGUAAAGGCCCGGUAAUGUGCCUGUGUAGGUCAGCUAUCGAAAAGCAGCUUUGGUGAAACGGCCUCUCCACGGCGGAUAUCUCCUUUUUUUUUUACUGAGGAUUUGCAAGAUGGCUGAUGACAGCUACCCCUAACAAGGACAGAAAAGCGACGUCCCCUUUAAGAUUAGGAGGGUAUAUUUUUGUAUUUUCUCUUAGUUAAAUAUAUAAAAUAUGACCGCUUUUAAAAAAUAAUGACCAUAGCUUUUAACAACCUUCAACCCUUGUCGGCUAAUCUAGUGUUUAUCUGUACCUGUGCUCUGGUAGAAAAUGGUGAGGUGACGUCUGAGGUAAUUUACACGAUUUAAUCAAGAUAAGGAAGUAGACAAAUUAUGUUGUUGGCUAAAGGCUGAGGCGACGAUAGGUGAAUAAGGUGGAGAGCAACGUGAAAAGAGGCUAAAAGCUGUAUAAAAUAAUAAUAUUAAUCCCGGGGUGAGGAGAUAUUUGAUAGAUGUGUCGGAGGGGGGAAACCAAAAGGCUCUGCAACAGCAGCCAACAUUCCUGCGGAUCCUUAAAACCCUUUGUUUUGUGCGCAGGAGCUGGACUCGACUAUUAAAACGAUUAACUAUGCAGUAAACAGGCUCGAAAUGAUGGCCCGGGUAUGAAUUUGUGUUUAAUGAGAUUAUAAGGCCUUUGUUGUCGACAGAAACCUGGUAGAAAAAAGCCGAGGCCUUGUGUACAGAUAUGCGAGCUGUGCCACAUAGCAGGCGUUAUUCAUCAAAUAGAAAUGUCACUUUUAUGUUGAAUUGAAGGGCUGGAAGUAGCUGGGUUGUUAAUCUGACUUUGUGAAACAGUAUUUUUUGUCUACUGCCAAACCGUCGCUGGUUGUAUGUAUAAUUAAAUUGCAGGUGGAGGCUCCUUUGGAUACUUAUUUAUGAUUCAGCGGACAAAAGCGUUGCGCUGCGUUGUGAUUAUUGACGGAAUCAAGCGUCCUUGAGGUCUAGAUAGAACAGAUUCAGGUUUUUUUCAAGAAAAAGCUCUCUUUGUGUGAAUAGUAAUCAGGGUGUGGACUGGACUGGAGCAGUCCUUUCUCAUGGUUUUCAUGCUUCGUUCGUUGGUCUGAAUUGGUCCACAGUCAAUCAUAAUCCGACGUUGACGUGAAGGAAGCUCAAGGUAAGGGCCUGAGCAGGCAGCAGAGAAAAGGAGAUCAAGUGUCUUUUCAUGUGCUACACGGAGAUUGAUUCACCUCAUGAUCAUAUGAGUAAUUGUGAUUGUUGGAUAUUUUAGUUCUCUGUGCCUUGUUUGCAUUUUGACCUGUAGCUGACAGGCCUUUAGCUUCCUGUAGGCCUAUAAACACAUAUAAGCUGUAAAGGCAGACCUGUUUGUGUGUGUGUGUGAGUAAUUUAGAGGAAAGGAAAGCACCGUUUACUGUAAUCUGUAUAACGUCAGCCCCUGCUGUGUGUGUGUGUGUUGAAAUCACCAAGGUGUUGUCAUCCUUUGCCUGAAGCCUUCUCUGGUCAAUUUUCCUGAAAUUUUCCUUCCUGCUGCAGCAAUAAGCAAUACUCGUCACCUGUCAGGGAGAUUAAUUUGGUCACAAGGGUUGAAAUAUACAGACUGAUCUUUCGGGACGGCAUCAGAUCUGUUUUUAUCUUUUUCCUCAAGACUCGUUUUUUGGAGAGUGUCAGGUUUCCCUCGAGUACAGAGAGGCCUAGAGGUCUGGUAGAAGUGGGUAUCAGUUAGUGUAUGCCUGCCUGCACCAUGAUGGCCUCUGACAUGGCUGAGACGUGGAGGAACUGUUUUGAGGAGGAGCUCAUCUGCCCCAUCUGCCUGCACGUGUUCUCAGAUCCCAUCCAGCUGCCCUGCAAGCACAACUUUUGCCGGGGCUGCAUCAGCGAGGCCUGGGCCAAAGACUCCACGCUGGCCCGCUGCCCUGAGUGCAAUCAUGCUUACACGCAGAAGCCGAGCCUGGAGAAGAACCACAAACUGUCCAACAUAGUCGAGAAGUACAACGCCCUGAGCGUGGAAAAGGCCACCCCGCCGGCGCUGCAGUGCAUCCUGUGUCGUCGAGGCCCACCACUCCCCGCAGUGAAGGUCUGCCUGCGCUGCAACGCCCCGUGCUGCCAGUCCCACGUCCAGACUCACCUGCAGCAGCCGUGCUCAGCGCUUGGGCACCUGUUGGUGGAGGCGGAGGCCGUUAAGGCCUGGACCUGCCUGCAGCACGACGAGUACAGGCUGUACCACUGCGAGGCCGAGCAGACAGCCGUGUGCCAGUACUGCUGCUUCGCCCGCUGCCACCCCACCCACGGCCACGCGUCAUCUGACGUGGAGCUGCGACGCAACGACAUCAGACAAAGCCUGUUAAGACAGCAGGAACGCGUUGAGGAACGAGUGCAGGAGAUCGAAGAGCAGCUCUGCAAACUUGACUCUGACAAGAUUGUGGUGGAGGACAGGGUGUGUGAGCUAAAGGAGGAGGUGCGUCUGCAGUACCAGCGGAUGCACCAGCUCCUGGAGGAGGAUCUCGGUCGGACACUGGAGGCUCUGGAUCGGGCUCAGGCUCGUUUCUGCCAGGAGAACGCUGCCCAGGUUUUAGCUCUGGGCGAGCAGCGCCACGAGGCCCAGAAGCUGCUGAGCUCCAUCCACACGGCCUUCAGCAAGGCAGAGGAACUGAGCUUCAUGAAAAACACCAAGCCUGUUAAAAUCCUCACAGACAGGUCUCAGUCAUGUGUGGGCAGCAGUCUCCCUCCUUACAAAGUGGGUAAUCUAAACUCAAAACUAUUCCUCUCUGAAAUCUCAAAAAGAGAGAAGAGCUUGAAGAGAACGCUGGAAGCUCCCCUCACCCCUCCCUCGACUUUCCUGCAGUGUGUUCCUGCGUAUCCCAGCGGUCAGAGCUCCGGCUCUGGAGCAGAGAAACGGAAACAUUCCACCGCCUUCCCAGAGGGAAAUGGGAACGUCGGAAAAAACUCAGCUCCAGGUUUUAAGGACUCCUCUUCCUCUUCUUCUUCCUCAUCAUUAGCCAAACAGCCCUACCUGGGCUCCGGCUCUGCCUCUGGAGAAGGUCAGUCCACCAAUCAGCAGCCUCUAGGCCCCUGCGGCCCGCCUCACAUCAGCGAGAGCGGCGGGACAGGAAGCGGAAGCGGCUCUCUGACCAACCACCAUUCAGGCUCCGUGUUCAGCUCCUCACACUUUCCUCCUGGAGGCAGCAGCUCCUCGCACUCCUCCCAGCAGGCUGUGCUGCCUCAAUACGGCGGCCGUAAGAUCCUGGUGUGCACGAUGGAUAACUGCUACUGCUCCGGAGUGCCCUCUGUAUCAGGCCACCGCGGCCAUCCCCCAUACCCGCGCUCUGGCUCUUUCCCCUGGGUCAGCGCCCAAGACUACCCCCCUCCUCCCGGCCUGGCCUCUGGAGGUCCGUCCAUGCAGGGCUUGGCGGUGAGGGACUGGAUAGACGCCUCGCAGACGCACAGACAUGCAGAUUUUUACGGGCUGUAUGGGCAGCCCUCUACAAAGCACUAUGUCACCAGUUAACAGAGUAGAGACGCACACAAACACACACACACACACACACACACACUUGGAUAUAGAGACCAUCACCAAAAUAGCACACCUUUACCGUCUUAAUAACCGGAAAAAAAAGUUAUACUAUACACACAUUAAAAUAUUAAGAUUUAUAUCCACACACACACACACACUCAGAUCUAGAACAUCUAAACACAUUCGGGGGCAGGGUUGAUCUCUUGUGUUUUUAUUUUCCUCUUUUCUUUAUUUUCAGUCAGUGUUUCAUGUAGUGUAUUAUACGUAAAAGCCUCACUCUGGCACAACUUGGCUCAGAAUUUUACACAUAAACAAGAAACAAUGAGAGACGAGAGUGACACAUGCAUUUCUGACACAGGCAUUUUCUUUUCUUUUUUUUAUUUAUAGAAAAUUAACUUUUAUUAGAAAACGCCUCUUUGUGGCUUCUCACUGACUCUUUAGGGAAAAGAGAUAAAACCGUGCAGUGUUGAGCUUUCCAGUUUAGCGCCUGUAUCAUGUUUCUCUGAUAUAAUCACCCCUCUAGUUGUACUGAGGUCAAUUGCCUUAUGUUAUUAGCAUCAUAUUUUUCUCUGCCCAGCUCAUUUUGUUUGCUAGAUCCUUUUUAAAAGAGAGAAUGCGGUCCCUUCGUGUCUCUUGAUUUUCAUCGUCAUGGCUCUUCCUUUCUUUGCUGAGUUCAGGGAUGGAUCGUACGGCUUAAACACAAAACGCUCUUCCAUGGAACACCCACAAUGCACUUGUGGACGCCUUGUUAUGCCUGGACUACAGAUGCAGGGAGCUGCAUCGCAAGGGCCGGUUGACCCUGGCCCAAAGAGUUGGGAAUUUGGCCCUUAUUCCUAUAGCACUCCCUUCCUAAUAUCAGGCUUCCCACAGGACAGAAAAUCUUCUGACAAAGACUGUUUCCAUUUAGUAAUUACUAUGACUUUGUGUUAUUUGGUACAUCUGUCGGCUUCAUGCUUGUCCAGAGAAACUCUUUGCUUUUAGAGAAAAAGGCAAGACUGGACAGACCAAACCAAUCAAGCAUCUGGAGGAUCUGAUGAUGCUGUAAUUGUACUUCCUGCAGGGCAAAGAUGUCACUUCCUCUCAAUAAGCACACAAGCUCUUGGCUUCCUGUUUGCAGCUGAAAGCAUGCAAGGAAGAGUUUUUUUUUUUUUUUUUUUCAAAGGAAGAACAAUGGGGUUAAAAAAUGUAUGCAGUUUUAAAAUGAGUGUAUGGACAAAAAAGAAGGGUGGGAGGAAUUUUUUUCAUCAACUUUUUCUAAAAGAACAAGACUGGACUGCGAGAUGUAAGCAAUUGUCAUCCUAAAAAGGAGCUGUUUCAACAGUCAACCUAACGAGAGAAAAAACAACAACAUAAAAGUAUCUUUUUUUGUAAAUAUUUUGUGAAAUGGAAAAAUUACAGACGUGAUUUGGAGGAGGGUUCCAAAUAAACAAACAAAUUUAAA
Messenger RNA from Cottoperca gobio, 5201 nucleotides. It is a transcript of the gene trim8b, whose product is annotated as tripartite motif containing 8b. Lineage: Eukaryota; Metazoa; Chordata; Actinopteri; Perciformes; Bovichtidae. The record is from RefSeq and is a predicted model, not a curated record.